Melitaea cinxia (Glanville fritillary) is the source of this 357-nucleotide messenger RNA. RefSeq lists its product as uncharacterized. The record is from RefSeq and is a predicted model, not a curated record. NCBI's taxonomy places the organism in Eukaryota, Metazoa, Arthropoda, Insecta, Lepidoptera, Nymphalidae. The transcript has 2 exons. The coding region runs from base 1 to 357 and encodes 118 amino acids.
AUGUGGGUCCACUGGGUUUCGGACAACCUCAGUGAUGACGAGGAUGUGGAGCGAGAGCGCAGGGCGCUGGCCGUGCGCUGCAACAUGCUGGCCCGAAGGUAUACGCAGCGUGCGUACAACGCCCUGAGAGUCCAGUACAACAAUGCAUUCAGAGUGCUGCUCGAGUUGCCGCGUUACUGCAGUACCUCCGAAAUGUUUACUACGAGGCGCGUUGAUAGCUUUAAGGCUAUUAUUCGUAAGAGGUGUGCAUUCAUGCUCCGGAGGCUACGAACCAGCUCGAACGGCAUUCUGAGUGCACUGGCGGACCGCUGGGACUCAGCAAUACUGCGCCACUGGAUACGGCUACAUUCUGACUGA